GCUGAAGAUAUGGAUGUGGAGGAGGAGCUCAUUCAGACCCAAACAGCAUCACAGGUGCAGAGGGGUCUGGAGAAACAUUCACCGGACCAAGUAAAUCUCAAGGUUGGCGAAUUGGUACAGUACAUCUUCAUAAGGGACCAGAAAAAGCUGCCAAUUAGGCGUGCAGAUAUUAUAAAGCAUGUGAUAAAGGAGUACAGGGAUGUGUAUCCUGAAAUUCUUCUCCGUGCCAAGAAAACCCUGCAGGAGGUAUUUGGUUUUCAGCUGGAGGAAAUUGAUACCAAAAUGCACAUCUAUGUUCUUACCAACAGACUAGAGCCUGUCCAAGAGGACGGAAUGAAAGUGAACGACGACACUGCCAAGUUAGGAUUGCUCACAGUCAUUUUGAGCCUCAUCUACAUGAAGGGGAACACCGUCAAAGAAUCGGCUGUAUGGGAGAUGCUGAGGCAACUGCGAAUUAGUCCAUGCGAGAAGCACGAUCAGUUUGGAGAUGUGAAAAAACUUGUGACCGAUGAAUUCGUCAAGCAAAAAUAUCUGGAGUAUAACAAGAUGCCACAUACAGAUCCCACAGAGUAUGAAUUUCAAUGGGGUCCGAGAGCGCUGAAAGAAACCUCCAAGAGGAGCAUCCUGGAAUUUGUCUCCAAGGUUCAACAAAAGGACCCCAAAUCCUGGGAGUCGCAGUACAAAGAUGCACAGGUGACGACGCAGUCUCAGUCACAAGUACCAUCUUCCUCCCAAUCCACCAGGCAAAGUGUAACGCCAUCGCAGUCUGCCAGGCGCCGGCCAUCUUCCUCACAGUCCACCAGGAAAUCUAAAUAAACUGAAGGAAGUGGUAAGCUUUAUUCACA
Nanorana parkeri is the source of this 845-nucleotide messenger RNA. RefSeq names its product non-structural maintenance of chromosomes element 3 homolog. The record is from RefSeq and is a predicted model, not a curated record. The transcript has 9 exons. Gene Ontology annotation, cellular component: nucleus. The coding region runs from base 10 to 816 and encodes 268 amino acids. Lineage: Eukaryota; Metazoa; Chordata; Amphibia; Anura; Dicroglossidae.